This is a messenger RNA of Fusarium oxysporum Fo47, 585 nucleotides long. RefSeq lists its product as uncharacterized. The coding region runs from base 21 to 575 and encodes 184 amino acids. The transcript has 3 exons. The record is from RefSeq and is a predicted model, not a curated record. NCBI's taxonomy places the organism in Eukaryota, Fungi, Ascomycota, Sordariomycetes, Hypocreales, Nectriaceae.
AGCCAUGUCUCAAGAAAGCCAUGGACUGGUAUCCCAGUAAGAGAGAACCCAAGAAAAUUCCAAAGAUCUGUAUCGACGAGGAGGACUUCGACAGAGAGGAGUUCUAUUGCGGUAACUGCGAUUGCGAAGGGGGAGGUUGCGACGGUGGCACUCAGCGCAUGGGAAGUCUGCUCGAACGCUUCAUUCAACACACCAAGGCCAGUCGCCGCCUUACCAAGCAGGCGUACGAUUCCAAGCCCAAGACCAUCCGGCUUCGCAAGAAGGCUAGUCGAGCUAUCGCGUCGUACUCGAACAGAUCUGCUGCCGACUCUAUGAAGAACCAUCGCGCUGAGCACAAGCGUGUCAUCGCCACCAACACGCUCUCCUGUUUGAUUGAUAUCAGCAAUAUUCUGCGCCACAUCGCCCAGCACGGUAUCCCUGGUUGUCAAGAACUGUGCGUCAAUGCUGCUGGCUGUCAGCAAGUUUCAGUCAGCCACGCCGGUGCCACAAAUUGUGAUGUUAGCUCUGGCCCUUCCACUGCCGCUGAGAUGCCCGUCCGGUGCGGUCCUGACAAGAUGCCUGAUGAGUGUCUCUGAGACUUACCUU